Molecule: messenger RNA, 1137 nt
Organism: Nicotiana attenuata
Lineage: Eukaryota; Viridiplantae; Streptophyta; Magnoliopsida; Solanales; Solanaceae
Product: neurofilament medium polypeptide-like
Exons: 3
Coding region: 1-1137 (378 amino acids)
Source: RefSeq, a predicted model, not a curated record
AUGCCUAAAUCCAGCCAAACCCCUUAUAAAGCAAAACCAUCAUCCAAGACUGAAGCCAAAUCCAAUAACAUGAAGCCCAAAUCAAAGAAAAUUGUCAAACCUUCCAUUGUACCUACACCAUCAUCCCCUGUUCCUGCUCCUCUCACCAUCCCUACUUCCACUGGGCCUUCACUUCAAAAACCAACCACCCAUGCAUAUGUGCCUACUUCGAAAAAUACCUCUAAGUCUACCAAGAUCAAGGCUACUCUAAGAAAAUCUGUCAAGAGUGACAAGGUAGUGCGUGAUGCUGCUACUAAAGUAGACACAAUGGUUAAGGAAGCUGUGGUUCAGGGGGAACCAGUGCAAGUUAUUACAAGUCAGGUAAAACCCCCUCCCUCAAAAUUAGAUGUUCUGGCAUCUGCUAUAGGUGUUGCACCCUUAGAUACUGUCCUACCCACAAGUGAUAAACCACAAGUUGAGGAACCCACUAUAGAAAAGAAUGUAGCAUCUCUAGAGAAAGGAGUAGAUACCACUACAGUUAUGCCUAUGGUUGAGGGGGAAGGCAGUAAAGAACCAACACAAAAAGAGGCAUCUAAUGGUCUUUCUUUCAAUUGGACAGAGGAUGAGGAUGAUAAUGGAGGUGAAAAAGAAGAAGGGGUAGUGGGCAGUCAUGAGGGAUAUCCUACUCAGGACAUUUCUAAUGAAGGGAAAAAGAAAAAGAACAACAAAGAAGAGGGUCAGUCUGAGAGUGAAGGUGAGGAUCAAGAAAAGGCAAGUGAGAGUGAAGGAGAGGAUAAAGAAAGUGAGGAAGAGAAUGAGAAUAUGAGUGGGGAAUUUGAAGGCUCUAUGACUAUUGGAAACACUGUCAUAGCCCCUUCAGAAGAAGCAAGUGGACUGAAGAACUUGGGCCCUUGGAAGAAACUCAGGAAGACUCCUGUGAAAGAAACAAAUUAUGUCGUCCCUACAAGGAAAGAAGUAGCUCCUCCUUCCAGGACUCCUCUCACAAGGAGUAAAAGAAAGGUUGUUGAUGAACAAAUCAUUAAGGAGUCCAGAGGUGCCAAGAAGCCAAGGAAGCAAGUUUCAGUUGUGGAACCUGUAGUUGAGUUGAAUGGAGAAGAUGAGUCUGUUUCUACUCUGCCAGAAAAGUCAUCAACAUAA